This is a messenger RNA of Cryptosporidium muris RN66, 609 nucleotides long. RefSeq lists its product as uncharacterized. The transcript has a single exon. The coding region runs from base 1 to 609 and encodes 202 amino acids. The record is from RefSeq and is a predicted model, not a curated record. NCBI's taxonomy places the organism in Eukaryota, Apicomplexa, Conoidasida, Eucoccidiorida, Cryptosporidiidae.
AUGGAUGAUCAAAUUAUUACUAAUAAUCCAUCUUCUGCAUUAAGAUCAAAUAUAAAAGAGAAAGGUGAAUUUAGUUAUUACUAUGCACAUAAAGAUAAUCUUAGUAAUAAUGGAUCCUAUGGAAUAGAUGUAAAAGUUAUUGAGGGGCCAGGUAUUGUUACAGGUGGAUCACCAAUAUUAUUAUAUAAAGAAAAAGAUUUAGAAAAGAAUUUAGGCUUAGAAACAGUUUAUACUGUGAAUUCUUAUUCAUGGGCAGAUUGUGGUAAUUAUAUCAAGUUAUAUAUUACAUUUGAUAAUCUAAUUUCAAAUUUACCUCAUAAGGCUAAAAUUAAGAUAAAAGGAACUCCUGAAAUUGAAGCUCUAUCAAAUUCACUAAAUAUUAAGAUAUUCUCUGAAUAUGUUAUUGAUGAAUUAAAUAAUUGUAUACAAAAUUCUGAAUUAUCUAAUUUGAAGUUGCCAAUUAUUCAAUUCUGUCUUCUUCUUACUAAUUUAUUUAGAAAUAUUGAACCGAAUUCUAUUAAAUUAAAAACUUCUUCCGAUAAAAUUACAAUAAUUGUCACCAAAGAAGAUCCAUCUAUUAAAUGGAUAAAUCUAUGUAAAUUUAUAUAA